This is a messenger RNA of Parascedosporium putredinis, 1986 nucleotides long. Lineage: Eukaryota; Fungi; Ascomycota; Sordariomycetes; Microascales; Microascaceae. The record is from the annotation of a GenBank genome assembly.
AUGACCCGGCCUCCCAGCCGCUUCCCGGCGGGGACGACAAAUCACCGACCGCUGCUACAGAGCCUGUCGUUACCAUCUCUUUCGAUCCCGUUUCCGAUAUUGCUGCUCCUCGUCUUCGCCGCCGGCCUUUCGCGGCAGCAAAAUGAUCCCGUGUCGGGCUUUUGCCGGCGUUUCGCCCACCAGACCGCUAUUGUUGAUGACAAGCUCUAUAUCGACGGCGGCUUCAUAAAUUAUAACCCUCUCGAGCAAUUCCCAGAAAACUACACAAACGACUACCUCUUCUUCCACGACCUCUCCACCGUCGCCGACUCGGGCAUGCCCCAGCUCUACGCCAACCUCUCCAAGAACCGCACCGUCCCCUCCCUGCACGGCGGCGUCCUCUGGGGCGACCCCGUCAACAAGCGCCUGUACCAGUUCGGCGGCGAAUUCUACCGCGAGCUCACCACCGCCUUCCGCGGCAUCUACGCCUACGACAUCCUCGCCGACGCCUGGGAUUUCCUCUCCGUCGACCACGCCCGCCAGCCCGCUUCCACCCUCGUCCGCCGCGCCAGCUACGGCGCCGGCGUCGCCGUCCCCGACCGCGGCGAGGGCUACUACUACGGCGGCUGGCUCAGCAACCGCUCCGAGCCCGGCUGGGGACCCGACUCCAUCGCCGACUCGUACCUCGUCAACAUGCUGUAUAUCCCCGCCGGGGACGCGGGGAUGCUCGUGUACCUCGGCGGCGUGCGCGACGCCUACGGAAACGGAAGCGUUAUCGAGGGCCAGCCCAUGGAGGAGAUUUUGCUGUACGACGUCCUCAGCUUUAAAUGGUACAAGCAAAAGGCCUCGGGCGUCGUGCCGGCCAUGCGGAGCCGGUUUUGUGCGGGUGUUGCCUGGCCCGAGGAUAGGUCCUCGUACAAUAUCUACCUCUACGGCGGCGCAGGCAUGGCCCCCUCCACCGCCGGCUUCGACGACGUCUACGUCCUCUCCCUCCCCUCCUUCACCUGGAUCAAGCUCUACCCCAACGACACCGACUCCGACACCACGGGCGACUACCCCCACCACAGCCUCUCCUGCAACAUGCACCUCGACGGCGCCCAGAUGCUCAUCAUCGGCGGCACCUUUCCCACCUCCGCCAUGUGCGACACCCCGGAGCAGGGCUACCAGGUCCCCUUUGACGUCUGGAACGUCGUCGGCGGCGGCGCCAAGGGCGGUCCCAUCACCCUCCGAGAGCCCGAGGCCGGCUUCGGCAGCCCGGACCUACGGAUCCUGCUCUCCCGCACCGCGUCGGCGGCCGUGCGGACACCGACGCGCGACGUGGGCGGGGAUGACGACGACGGCGACAGAAAGCCCUUAUCCGCAGGUGCCAUCGCGGGGAUCGUCGUCGGGGCCGUCGUCGCCCUAGCCCUCAUCGCCCUCGGCGCGUUCUGCCUGUUCCGCAAGAAGCGCCGCGCCGGCGCCGGCGCCGACCCCCGCCGCCCAGAAAUGGCCUCGCACGCCAACCACCACCACCACCCGUCCCUCCACGGCGGCGCCCACCCCCACCACCUCGGCGCCGGCUACCCUUCCUCCACCUCCUACUACCCCCUCCCCAUCGAGCUCGCCGACUCUUCUCCCCAUCCUGCUCCUCCUCCUCCUUCUCACGCUCACGCGGCGGCGGGGGCUCCCGGUGCCCACGGCCUCCCGGGCGCCUACGAUAUCGGCACCGUGACCGCGACGCCGGACUCGGCGCACGCCAAGCUCGACCAUGGCCGGUGGACGCCGGCCGAUGACGCCGGCACGAACCCCCGCACAAUCCCCGGUACCAAUACGGGCAACACGAUGGGUUCGGGCUUUAGCGGCGGCGGCGGCGGCGGCGGUGGUGGUGGUACUCUGGGCUCGCACUCGCCUUCGCAGCAACAGCUGCACCCACAGUACCAACCCCAGGAGUUGAGUACCACGCCGGGGAUGGAGAGGAGGGCGGGCCGUGAGCCGGUGAGGCUACACGAGACGUAUUACCAUGCAUAA